AUGGCAAAGGAAUUUGUCUUCUUGUUCGCCAACUUCCCGGAGUCACCCAGGUCAGGCUUGUGGAAUCUGCCCUUCUAUCGACAGCACAUCGACAACGUUGGUGUGUUUCUCCGCUGUCUUCACAGCCAGUGGAAUCGGGUCUUGAUCCCGACUAUGAAACCUGACAACGGCAGAGGCUAUCCUAUUCUCGCGACUGAGCUGCACUAUCAACUGAGGCUUCGGUCUCCUGUGCUCGAGCCUGUGAUCUUCACCGUCACACGGAGGCACAUGGGUAUUGCGGAUGGUCCUGUUGCAGACAAGAUGCAACAGCUGUUCCAAACGGACCUGAAGACCGACUAUUCUAGGAUGUCAGAAUCGGAUCAGAGCAACCUGAGAGACACGUUGAUCAAGCGCUACAAACAACUUGUGCGCGAGUACCGGCAGUCUCAAUCUUCUCCCCAAGCACCAUCCUUCAUGUCUUCAGCACAGUCGAUGCCAGCACUAACGGCGCCGACCCCGAUGCCUUCUAAUGUGGCAAUGACGCCGGCCAUGGUCAGACAACAGCAGAUGAUGAACAACGCAAGACGUCUUUCAGCUGGUUAUCCCGGCACCCAGCUCACUGCCCCAAAUCUGAAUGCUCCUGAAGGGUUCGAUAUGUACCCAUCUCCUGCAGCCCCGGGUAACUUCUCUCCUAUUCCGCCGCAAUACACCCUUCACAACCAAGGUCGAGUGGCCCAGGGUCUCAGCUCAGCCAGCCCCUGA
Molecule: messenger RNA, 741 nt
Organism: Colletotrichum chrysophilum
Lineage: Eukaryota; Fungi; Ascomycota; Sordariomycetes; Glomerellales; Glomerellaceae
Exons: 2
Coding region: 1-741 (246 amino acids)
Source: RefSeq, a predicted model, not a curated record